Desarmillaria tabescens is the source of this 672-nucleotide messenger RNA. RefSeq names its product glutaredoxin. Lineage: Eukaryota; Fungi; Basidiomycota; Agaricomycetes; Agaricales; Physalacriaceae. The transcript has 3 exons. Gene Ontology annotation, cellular component: cytoplasm; nucleus. Gene Ontology annotation, biological process: cellular response to oxidative stress. The coding region runs from base 79 to 507 and encodes 142 amino acids. Gene Ontology annotation, molecular function: glutathione disulfide oxidoreductase activity. The record is from RefSeq and is a predicted model, not a curated record.
CAUUAAUAGUCACGUGGAUGCUCCGUCAUCGGGAUGCCAAAGCAAUGACGCCAUCGAACACCUUUAUAGCCAGCAUCGAUGCUUUCCCGACUCUCAUCCAUUACCCGCUACUUCACCUCCUCUGCUGCUUCACAGAACUCCCCUAACAUGUCCAUCAAGAAUUUCGUCGAGGAUACCAUAACUUCGCACAAGAUAACCGUGUUCUCCAAGUCUUACUGCCCUUAUUGUCGGCGGGCAAAGACAUUGUUCAAGGACGAGUAUCCUGAUACGGACAUCGGCGUUGUCGAGCUCGAUGAACGCGAUGACGGAAGUGAUAUCCAGGAAUACCUUCGCCAGAAGACUGGACAGGGUACCGUUCCCAACAUAUUUAUCAGUGAGCUUGCAUUUUUCAUUCCCAUCCGAGUGUAUGUGUUGACCUCGUCGACAGAUCAGCAACAUAUCGGUGGAUGUGACGAUACCAUGAGAUUGCAGAGCUCGGGAAAGCUGGCCGGUCUUAUCUCUGCAUGAAUGAACCUGUAUCAUAAUCAUACGCAUGACAGCUAGAAUGCAUUAUUUCAUCACAGGCGGCAAUUCCCGUUUCAUUCUGACCACUCACUCUCAGCGAUGAGCAAUUUCAAGUUACCACAGCUACCAAAUAUCGAAAGCCUCCGUGGAGAACUCUCAUACAAUAGA